AUGAAUGAACGCAGACGCAGUUUAAGUGUGGCAGUUCUGCGAGGUGCAGUGUACGCCAUGGGCGGUCACGAGUGUGAGCAUCGUGAAGAUCUCAGAACAGCUGAAAGAUACGACUGUAAGACAAACCAGUGGUCGUGGAUCGCUCCCAUGAACACAGGGCGAUCCAGUGCAAGUGCAGCUGUACUGAAUGACAAAAUAUACGUCGCUGGUGGAUCAUAUUAUAAGAAUUGUCUAAACUCGGUGGAAGUUUAUGACCCGGACACCGACCGAUGGACGUUCGUUGGACCAAUGCUCUCUGAACGUCGUAGUCUUUCUUGCGUCGCCUUCCAUGGCUUCCUGUACGCCCUGGGAGGACUCAACGAGACAUCAUCCCUGCUCAGUACCGAAAAGUACGACCCUACAGAAGACACGUGGACCGAAAUCCCUGGCAUGAACGUCUAUUCAGAUUAUUUAAAUGCAGAAGUGUUCGACGACACGAUCUUCGUCAUCAGUAGAUAUUUUGACAAGGGCCACUCCGAAUCCCGCGUCGCAUGUUUCGAUGACAAGGAAAAUCGAUGGUACCAGGCGGCAAACAUGAAUGUUAGGAGAUCCUUUCUGUCGACUUGUGUCAUCAAGAACCUACCGAACGCAAGAGAUUACGCCUACAAACACAGAGACAAAUUAAUGGAGGAGAAAUGCAAAGAAGCCAGAAACAUUGAGAAGACAAAACAAAAUGUCAUAGAAAAAUCUAAGUAA
Zootermopsis nevadensis is the source of this 735-nucleotide messenger RNA. The record is from RefSeq and is a predicted model, not a curated record. NCBI's taxonomy places the organism in Eukaryota, Metazoa, Arthropoda, Insecta, Blattodea, Termopsidae.